Molecule: messenger RNA, 582 nt
Organism: Notechis scutatus (mainland tiger snake)
Lineage: Eukaryota; Metazoa; Chordata; Lepidosauria; Squamata; Elapidae
Source: RefSeq, a predicted model, not a curated record
CCUCCCGGAGGGCGGGGCUUUUCGUUGGCUGCGGCGGCUCGCCAGCUGAACCAUAGCAGUGGUUUCCGGCUGGAAUUCUUCAGCUGUAAGACUGCUGCAAAUAUAUAUCAAGAUAUUUUUCCAGUUUUGCUUCCAUGAUCCUUGAAUCCCUGGAGCAUGAAGGUCAAAGUGAUUUCAAUUUUGGAAGAUAAUUACAUGUACCUGAUCAUCGAAGAAACCACUCGUGAGGCCGUUGCAGUGGACGCUGCUGUUUCCAAGCGGCUCCUAGAGAUCAUCCGAAGAGAAGACAUUAUUCUAAAAGCCAUCCUGACUACCCAUCACCAUUGGGAUCACGCGAGAGACAAUGAAGAACUAGCCAAACUUUAUCCUGGCCUGGAGGUCUAUGGUGGGGACGAACGGGUGGGAGCUCUGACGCACCGAGUGACUCACGAGCAGGAAUUAAAGGUAAGCAUGGAAUGGAUCACACCCUUUGCGGUACCCCAGGAUGGCUUAGUGGAGUGGUGCGGUGGCCUAGAGGGGGGGGCGCUCUCACCUCCCAGUCAGGAGGCUGCGACAAUUGAUCGGCAUUUAGAGUGCAGUUGA